Aspergillus saccharolyticus JOP 1030-1 is the source of this 4556-nucleotide messenger RNA. RefSeq names its product cleavage/polyadenylation factor CFT1. Gene Ontology annotation, molecular function: nucleic acid binding; protein binding. The transcript is spliced from 9 exons. NCBI's taxonomy places the organism in Eukaryota, Fungi, Ascomycota, Eurotiomycetes, Eurotiales, Aspergillaceae. Bases 178 to 4347 code for a protein of 1389 amino acids. Gene Ontology annotation, cellular component: nucleus; mRNA cleavage and polyadenylation specificity factor complex. The record is from RefSeq and is a predicted model, not a curated record.
CCAUUGUAUACGUACUGUUUGUUGUUGCGUCGCCGGCCUAUCCUACGUCCCUCAUUCCUCCUACUCAGAAGCACCCAAUGUUGAGAAAACGGCAAGGCAGUUAAGUUAAAGCCGGCCGGCCGGGGAGAUCCUUUCUCUUCCAACAACACAAACGCAAAUCUCUCCCCACUAUCGCAGAUGCAGUGCUAUACCGAUUUGGUGUCCCCUACUGGGAUCACUCACUCAUUGGCAAUACCCUUCCUGACCGAAAAAUGCAACAAUCUUAUUGUCGUGAAGACCUCUCUUCUCCAAAUUUUCUCAUUACAAAAACCUCUUGGCAUCCAAAGGGUGGAAGCGCAAUCCAGCGCACAAACUACGAAACUGGUUCUGGAGCGAGAGUACCCUUUGGCCGGCACAGUAACUAAUCUGUGUCGGGUCAAGAUUUUGAAAUCCAAAAGUGGGGGAGAUGCCAUUCUCAUCGCCUUCCGCAAUGCUAAACUCAGCCUGAUUGAAUGGGAUCCGGAGCGUCGUGGCAUUUCCACAAUCUCGAUUCAUUAUUAUGAGCGAGAUGAUCUGACCCGUAGUCCCUGGGUCCCUGAUUUGGACAGUUGUGGCAGCAUUCUCAGUGUGGACCCAAGCAGUAGGUGUGCGAUCUUCAAUUUUGGGAUUCGCAAUUUCGCGAUCAUCCCCUUUCAUCAGCCUGGGGAUGACUUAGUGAUGGAUGACUACGAUUCGGACUUAGAGGGCCGAAGUGCGGAGAUUCAAAGUCUUGGGGAGGUCGGCGAUCGCGAAAAGGUUAAGCAGGGCUUGAUUCAUCAAACCCCGUAUGCUCCAUCCUUCGUUUUACCACUGAGUGCAUUGGAUCCAUCAAUUCAGCAUCCCAUAAGUUUCGCAUUUCUAUACGAAUAUAGGGAACCGACGUUUGGAAUAUUGUAUUCACAGGUUGCGACAUCGAGUGCGCUUCUGCAGGAGAGAAAGGACAUUGUGUUCUAUUCCGUGUUCACUCUCGACCUGGAACAGCGAGCAUCCACCACAUUGCUUUCAGUAACCAGGCUACCAAGCGAUCUUUUUAGAGUGGUAGCACUCCCGCCUCCGGUUGGUGGUGCUUUGUUAAUUGGGUCUAAUGAGCUGGUGCAUGUUGACCAGGCUGGUAAGACCAACGCCGUUGGGGUCAAUGAGUUUUCCAGAUCUGUCUCGGCAUUUUCUAUGUCAGAUCAAUCCGAAUUGGCUCUGCGCCUGGAAAACUGCGUCGUUGAAACUCUGGGCGAUGGUAGUGGGGACCUGCUUCUAGUGCUAUCAACAGGAGCUUUCGUCGUCCUAAGAUUUAGGCUCGAUGGCAGGUCGGUCUCUGGAAUAUCCGUGCACCUCUUACCUGCUCAGGCCGGCUUUAUCUGUCUGAACUCUGCUGCUUCCUCAUCAGCACAUAUUGGUGAAGGUAGGCUAUUUGUAGGCAGCGAAGGCUCGGACUCCGUCCUCCUUAACUGCUCUCUGACAUCAUCAAGCUCUAAGAAAUCUAAGCCUCUGUCGAGACAAGCGGUGGGUGAGUCGGCAGGCAUCGAUGAUGACCAGAGCGAUAUUGAUGUUUACGAAGACGAUCUAUACUCUACAUCACCAGGAACAGCACCAAUUGGAAAUGCCUCAGUGGCUGAGCUGUCUUCUGGAGUACGUUACUUUCAUCUCAUCGACAAACUCAUCAAUAUCGCCCCUGUGAGAGACAUCGCUCUAGGCAGGCGCUCAGUGUUUGCAAGCGCAAAUGACGACCGCUCCGAAUAUGAUCCUGCUGGGUUGGAGCUGGUCGCAGCUCAAGGCUCUGAUAGUGGUGGGGGUUUGGUGGUGUUGAGACGCGAGCUCGAUCCUGAUGUGAUACACUCUGUUGGUAUUGAUUCUGCGGAAAGUCUCUGGACAGUCACCGUAGUUCAGGGAACAGAUGCGGUGACAAGUGCCCCAGAUGGCAAUCAACCACAAAUGCGCUGUUUUGUCAUUGCUUCCAGAAGUAAAGGCAACGAUAAGGAAGAGAAUCUUGUCUACUUGGAAGACGCCGGUGUUUUGACACCGUUCAAAGCUCCAGAGUUCAAUCCAAAUGAGGGUACGACCAUUGAUAUCAACACAUUGAUGAGCAACAAACGGAUAGUGCAAGUUCUAACAAAUGAGGUUCGAACCUAUGACAGCGACCUGGGUUUAACUCAAAUUUAUCCCAUUUGGGACGAUGACACCAUCGAUGAACGGAUGGCCGUCAGUGCCAGCUUUGCGGAUCCCUGCCUUGUAAUUCUCCGGGACGAUUCCACGUUAUUGUUUCUUCAAGUCGAUGAUAGCGGAGAUCUGGACGAGAUUACUCUACAUGAGCAACUCGCAGCAAAGACUUGGAUCUCCUGUAGUCUGUACAAUGACAAGACUGACACAUUUGCUUGCGUCAACCCAGUCUUCAAAGGACAGCUUGAUGGUAGCCUCUAUCUGUUCCUGCUAGACCAGGAUUACAGACUCCACGUUUACUACUUUCCUGAUCAAACCCUGGUAACUAUCAUUGAAGGAGUAGCUGGGCUGCCGCCAGUGUUAUCCUCCGAAGUUCCAAAAAGAACUGGAACACGGGAGCCGUUGACCGAGGCCCUUGUUGCCGAUCUUGGGGAUCGCGCCUGUGCUUUGCCAUACUUGAUUUUGCGGUCCCAAACUGACGAGAUCAACAUAUACAAACCAUUUGCCACAACUGGCGCAGUUGAUAGAAAGCUUACCCUGCGCUUCUCGAAGGAGGCUACUACAAUUCUUCCACGAGUACAACCUCAUUUAGGCUCAGAAUCGACUGACAAAGGAAGACGUAAAGCGCAACCCUUGCGGAUACUUCCCGAUGUCGCAGGGCUUCUUACCGUAUUCGUACCUGGGGCUUCAGCUGGCUUUAUCGUCCGGACUUCCACUAGCUUACCGCAUUUUGUACGCUUAAGAGGACAUCAUCCACGAGGCGUAAGCAUUCUUGGAUCUCUGGCACCAACGAGCAGAUUUGUCUUUCUUGACUCGAAUAACACCAUUCGUCUGUGCCAAAUGCCCUUCGGCAUGCUUUUUGACCAUAAAUGGCCUCUGCGGAAGGUACCACUGGGUGAACAAGUCGAUCACUUAACUUACUCUGCCUCGUCAGGAACGUAUGUGCUUGGUACUUGCGAGAGGACUCGAUUUCGACUGCCUGAAGAUGACGAAUUACAUCCUGAAUGGCGCAAUGAAGUUGUUUCAUUUCUGCCUCAAGUGCAUAGAAGCUCUCUUAAAAUCAUCAGCCCCAAGACAUGGUCAAUCAUAGAAAGUCAUUGUCUAGGUGCAGGCGAGUACGUCAUGGCUAUGAAGAAUAUCAGUCUCGAGGUAUCAGAAAACACCCAUGAACGUAGGGAGAUGAUAGUUGUCGGAACGGCGAUUGCGCGCGGUGAAGAUAUACCAUCGCGAGGUUGCAUAUAUGUUUUUGAGGUCGUCAAAGUGGUUCCGGACCCUGAGAACCCGGUAAUGGAUCGCAAAUUGAAACUUGUCGGCAAGGAACUGGUGAAGGGUGCUGUAACUGCACUAUCUGAAAUUGGUGGCCAGGGUUUCAUCAUUGUUUCCCAAGGGCAGAAAUGUAUGGUCAGAGGUCUCAAAGAGGACGGCAGCCUACUUCCAGUUGCCUUCAUGGAUUUGCAAUGCUAUGUUAGUGUUGUUAAGGAGCUGAAAGGCACUGGUAUGUGUAUCAUUGGAGACGCUACGAAAGGAUUGUGGUUUGCUGGCUAUUCGGAGGAACCAUAUAAAAUGAGUCUUUUCGCAAAAGACCUAGACUAUUUGGAGGUAGCAGCCGCAGACUUCCUUCCCGAUGGCAAAAGGUUAUUCAUUGUCGUGGCCGACAGUGACUGUAAUAUUCACAUAUUGCAAUAUGAUCCCGAAGACCCCAAAUCCUCAAAUGGCGACAGGCUACUCAGUCGCAGUAGCUUUCAUACCGGUAACUUUGUCUCUACCUUAACCCUGCUUCCACGUACGAUGGUCUCAUCCGAGCUGUUACAUUCUCAAUUGAAUGACAUGGAUCGGGAUCACCAAGCGCCGCUCUACCAGUCUCUCCUAACGUCGCAAAACGGGUCUUUUGGCUUGAUCACCUGCAUUUCGGAAGAGGCGUACCGCCGUCUGUCGGCUCUGCAGUCUCAAUUGACAAACACUCUUGAGCAUCCUUGCGGUCUGAAUCCUCGCGCGUUCCGCGCUGUCGAGAGUGAUGGUACUGCGGGAAGAGGGAUGCUGGACGGUAAUCUGUUGUUCCAGUGGCUCAGCCUGAGUUCACAGCGUAAGACCGAGAUAGCAAGUCGGGUGGGCGCAAAUGAAUGGGAGAUUAAUGCUCACUUGGAAAGCAUAGGGGGUGAUGGGCUUGGCUACCUCUGACAUGGGUUUAAACCUCAUCAUUCAUACAAACAGAUUGAUGUGAUGCGGACCUCUCAGCGCUACGCCGGCCUCUUUGCUGAACAAGCAGCAUCUUCCUGACUCGCAAUGGCGCGGGGUGUUUGCGACCUAUUCCUCCAUUCCGUGAAGCUGAAUGAGGCAUACGCAGUGCAUGUACUUAUUCGGUCUGUGGCAGAUUCAGGGCUAAGUGC